ACGAAACAGCAAACUCGAGGUGGUUUGACCCAGCUGGGAUUCCGUAUUCGGCACCGGCAGGAUUUACGACACCACGCUGUCCGUACGGCCGGUGAUGUAGUUGCUACGACAGUGCAGCUAACAUGUGAGAAGUUUGGUUUCACCAGGCAAGACUUUCUCGUAUCAUUCGUACACUUUAAGCGAAUCGAGGCGUCAUGCACGAAAGGUCCCUUCCCGCUUCUCCCAACUGGUACUGCUCGCGCUCCAGUGACGUCAACGACAGCGGUUUGUUGGGCGUCGGAGCCAAAAACGUCAUCUUUCUGAUUGAUGUGUCCGCAUCGUCCUGCAGGGUCACAGGGGAGCUCGUCGGCCACAAGGACCUGGUCUCGGGCUUCUCCUUCUGUCAGCACGCAGGGCAGAGUCACGUCUGCGUCAGCUCCUCCGGCGACGGGACGGUUCGCUUCUGGGACUCCGACAGCAAGCUUUUAAUCCGGGAGCAUGCGGCUCACCAGACCCCGGUGGCGGCGGUGCACUGGUCUCCAGUGGACAAAAACCUGGUGGUGUCUGGGGACGAGAAGGGCGUCGUGGUGUGUCACUGGCACAACACGGGAGACACGGCCAGCUUCUUCCCGGAGCCCCGCACCAUCUUCUGCCUCACCUGCUCCCCUCACACCUGGAGCUCCGUGGCCGUGGGGUACAAAGAUGGGAUGAUCGUGCUGAUCGACGUGAGCAGGAAGGGCGAGGUGAUGCACCGUCUCCGUGGACACGAAGAUGAGAUCCACUCGCUGGCGUGGUCGCCGGUGGCCAGCGAGGAAGUCCUGCAAAGCCGACCCGAGGACCCGGAAGCAGCAGCCGGCGGGGCGUCUGCAGGAGACGAGAAGGGCUGCUAUCUGGCGUCUGGCAGCAAAGACCAGACGAUGAGGAUCUGGAGCUCGGCUAAGGGAAAAAGUGUGAUGACCCUGAAGCUGCCGUAUCUGAAGAAAAGAGGCUCGGCGGUCGACCCCGGGGUCAAAGAGCGACUCUGGCUCCACGUCCACUGGCCGACGGGACGUCCUACGCAACUGGUGUCCAGCUGCUUCGGCGGGGAGCUGGUGAUGUGGGACCUGACCAGGACGGGGAAGCAGAGGUGGACUCUGCUCGGGACGUCUUCCGAGGGACAGAACCACAGCCGGAUCGUCUUCAACAUGAGCUCGGUCCGCCUGCAGGACGGCCGGGAGCUGCUCAUCAGCACCUCCAUGGACCGGGAGAUCAAAUGCUGGGACCUGGCCUCUUUGGACUGCUGCUGGACUCUGCCCACCCUGGGCGGCUUCGUCUACGCCCUCACCUUCUCCCCCGUGGGGGCGGGGUGUCUGGCGCUGGGCGUCGGCGACAACAUGAUCCGCGUGUGGAACACGCUGACCACCCAGAACCAGUACGACACCAGGUCCUUCUGGCAGGGCGUCAAGUCCAAAGUCACAGCGCUGGCGUGGCACCCGAAAAAAGAAGGAACCUUGUCUUUUGGGACGGACGACGGCAAAGUGGGCAUCUUCGAAGUCUUCGCUAACAGGCCUCCUCAGAUAUCGAGCUCCUACCACAAAAAAACUGUGUACACGCUGGCCUGGGGCCCCCCCGUGCCCCCCGUGUCGUUCGGUGCAGCCGGAGGGAAGCCGUCCCACAGCCUGUACAGCUGCGCCGGCGAGGGCGUCAUCCUGCAGCACGACCCGUCCAAGCUGAGCGGGGAGGCCUCGGACAUCGACAAGUUGAUCCAAGACACCAACAACAUCCAGCACAAGCUGUCGCCGCACACCGACCUCAGCUGGAAGCCCGAUGGGAAAGUGGUCGCCAUCGGCAACGAGGACGGGUGUGUCGAGGUGUACGCGGUCCCCAGCCUGCAGCAGCUGUGCAGCAUCCAGCAGCACCACAAGAUCAUCAACACGCUGCGGUGGCACCACGACCACGACUCGCCGCCGGAGCUGCACUGCCUGCUGGCGUCGGGCUCCAGCAACGCCACCGUCUACGUGCACGACCUCCGCGCCGUCAUAGAGAAUCCCCCAGAAAGCCCGGUGGUGCUGACGGAGCCGUAUCGCCGGCUGUGUGGUCACACGUCUAAAAUCACCGGCAUGGCCUGGAGUCCACACCACGAGGCCCGGCUGGUCACCGUGUCGUACGACGGCACCGCGCAGGUGUGGGACGUGCUGCAGGAGGAGCCUCUCUCCAACUACCGCGGCCACGUGGGUUACCUGCUGUGCGUGGACUGGUCGCCCGUCGACCCGGACGUGAUCUGGACCGGAGGGAAGGACUUCACGCUGCACGAGUGGCGCGUCUCCAAACAGGAGUUCACGAGGCCACCCAAAGGGAAGAAGAUGGUCGACCUGAGGGAGAAGAUGAAGGCCAAUCCCAAGAAGAAGAAGAACAACAACAACAAGAAGGCGGCCGGAGGAGCUGCUCCGCCGCAGACCAACGGGGAGGCGGUCACAGGAGGAGAGAAGGCGGGGCCGGGGGCGGAGCUGUCUGCUGAAGAGGACGAUGAGGUCGGCCCAGCGAGCAGUCCUGCACCUCCGUCAGCCCCGUUUGAGGUGCAGCGGAAGUCUUUCGCUGCCGUCAAAAGCAAAGAGAAGCCAGGUGAGCUGAACACGCUGAAGAAGAAGAAGCCUCGCUCCAUGCUGCCCGUCAGCACCGCCAUGGACCAUCGGCCCAAAGAGGAGCUGCUGCAGGACUGCGUGACUCUGGCCUCCGUGAGGCACGGCGCCGCGCCCCCUGCAGGCUGCGUCCCUGGCCGAGGAGAGCACAUCCACCUGGGCCUCUUCUCCGACAGGCCGGCUCUGUGUCGCAUGUUCCAGGCAGAAGAGGAGGCUCACGUGGAGGCGGGUCACUUCGACUCGGUGGUGUACCUGCGGCUGUGGAGCGGCGACCUGGAGGGGGCGCUGCAGCUCGCCACGGAGAAAGGAGAGCUGAGUGACCACCUGCUCUCCGUGGCUCCCAUGGCCGGGUUCGCGGCGUGGAGCCGGACGGUGGAGGCCUACGUCAAGCAGCUGUGCCUGCAGGAGCAGUACCUGAAGGCGGCGUCCCACCUGCUGUCGAUCAACAAGCUGUACGAGGCCGUCGACCUGCUGCGCUCGCACAAGCUCUACAGGGAGGCCAUCGCUCUGGUCAAAGCCCGGCUGCCGGCGGAUGAGCCCGUCCUGAAGGAGCUGUACACCUGCUGGGCCGCCACGCUGGAGAAGGACGGACAUUUCUCCGCAGCGGCCAAAUGCCACCUGGCGGCCGGGGCCAGCUUCGACGCGGCUAAAGUCAUCGCCAGGAAGAACGACGUCCCCUCGCUGAGGGCGGCGGCCGGUCUGGCGAGAGUCUCGGGGGAGGCGGCUCUGGCCCGGUCGCUGGCGCUGAGGUGCGCCAAAGACCUGGCCGCCGCUCGGGACUGGAUCGGCGCCCAGGACAUCCUGAGCGGGCAGGACGGCCUGCUGGCUCACAGGCUGCACCUCUGCGUCGCCGAGCUGAUGGGCGCGACGCUGGCGGACCGCCAGGCCGCGCCCCAGCCCGCCGCCCGCAGCCACCCGUGGGCGUCGCUAGGCAGCGGCGGCAUCCAGGGCCGAGUGAGAGACGUGUGGGAGACGCACUUUGGCGUUUCGCAACAUUCCGCGGGGCCCCACGGCGCCGGAGCGCUUCUGCAGGAGCUGGAGUCCGCGGAGAGUCCGGCGCCCACCGCCAACGUUCCGCUCGGACAGGUCCAGCUGCACGCGUCCCUCCAUCUGACCUGCGCCGCGCUGAGCUCGCUGCUGGGCGCCGAUGGGCCGCUGGUGAAGGAGUUGUGGCGGGCGGCGGCCUGGUUCAGGGAAGCCGGACACUUCGGCGUCUCCGCCGAGCUCUGCAGGCUGCUGUUCCCCGACCAUGACGUCGGUGUUUGUUCCGAAGUUCUCCGCCUCGCAGGAGAGGAACCGGAGGCUGCUGCCGCUGCUGCGAGUCUGCAGGCGUUUGUCCAUUACCAUCGUCUGUACGAACACUGGUGGAGCGACUCCACCCACGUCGACGGGCCGGAGGGUGUGGCGGCGGCGAACGGAGACGCGGCGGAGGAGACCCGGCCGCGCGGCGGCCUGGACCCGGUGGCGUCGGCGCUUCUGUCCGAGCGCCACGCGGCCUGUCAGGCUGCCCAGAGGUCGGUGGGCGAGAUCCAGGAGCGGCUGGCGGCCAUGGUGCUGAAGCACAGUCGGGCUCAGCUCCACUCCGGGGAGGCCCCCGCCCCCCAGGAGCCCGCUGACGCCGAGCGACGCCCCGAGGAGCAGGAGACUCUGCUGUCUUUGUCCACCAAGAUGGCCGAACACCAGAAGCGGCUGGGCGACCUGCCCGACGCGCUCAAGGUGUAUCCUCACCCCGACGUGGUGGAAUGCUGCCUGGUCCUCCUGCACCUCAGUAAGUCUUCAGCCUCGGUGUCAGAGUCGCUGCAACAAAAGGCCAAAGAUCUGCUGAGCAAAUACGGAGCGGAGUCGUCGGCCUGCAGAGCCGCCCGGAGAUUCCUCACCUGAACCCGGAGGGAAGCUCUUCCCCUGUACAGCUUUUGGUUGAAUAAAUGAUGAAAUGCAUUUAGUUUGAGUCCAGUCUACAGAAGCUGUACUUGAUAACCAUUUGUAGGGGACAUGUAAGGGUCUGCUGUGUGUUUUUUUUUACAUGUUGUAAUGAUCAGAUUAAACAUUCUUUCUCAUACGGUCUGUCUACAUGUACCUGUAUUAACGCCUUUUAAUGUGUGGAGAUACUUGACGUUUUCACAUCCAUCAGCACACAAAUCAUUUUAAAACUCAAACCGUGGCGUAUGACAUUUAACUGACAAAACAAAGCGUUGGACUUGUCCAGGUCCAAAGAUGACGUCUUAUAUUCUCACCAACCUUUCCGGUCCCACACUUCGAUUAUAUUGUACUACUGGUAAUAUUAUACCAGGACUUUCAAAGAUUAUUUAUCCCA
Messenger RNA from Pungitius pungitius (ninespine stickleback), 4911 nucleotides. It is a transcript of the gene gemin5, whose product is annotated as gem (nuclear organelle) associated protein 5. Gene Ontology annotation, molecular function: mRNA 3'-UTR binding; protein binding. The record is from RefSeq and is a predicted model, not a curated record. Gene Ontology annotation, cellular component: SMN complex; nucleus. Bases 195 to 4478 code for a protein of 1427 amino acids. NCBI's taxonomy places the organism in Eukaryota, Metazoa, Chordata, Actinopteri, Perciformes, Gasterosteidae. Gene Ontology annotation, biological process: spliceosomal snRNP assembly. The transcript has 26 exons.